GAGCCGGCGGGGUUGUUUGCACUCCAAGCUUGAGUGGGCGCUUCCCGCCGCUGAGUUGGCGACAGAUCAUCCAUCCUCGUGGAGCCACUCAGGCCCGCUUUUCCAGAGAGAGGCGGCGUUUCUUCCGUCCUGAGGAGGGUGACGCGACAGGUGGGAUGCCCACAGUGUCGGGAGAAUCGUGACCCCGCUUCCUGGCGUCCUGGACUCUGUGCGGUGACUGAUCUUGACUCUUGUUUCCUGAGGGGACAUGACACACGUCUAUUCACCCCAGAUAAAGAGCCCACCGAAGACCAGAGUGCCUUGGUGAACCAGUGAGUUUUAUUGGGAUUACUUACGGAAGCAGAACCAAAGUGCACCCAGCAUGGAUGAGAGCUCCCAAAGGCUGGGCGUCUGGAGCCACCGCACAGCCUGCCGGCUGUUGAGCUGCUUGGGGAGCGCCCUGUCCUAGGGACUCAAUUGGUCUAGACUUCUUCAGGGCAGCAGCACACCACAUGUAUUCAAGAGCUGGAGGAGGCCAGAAGCUGGGGUUGAAUCUCUUGAAACUGGAGUUACAGGUGCUGGGAACAGAACCCAGGUCCUCUGUAAGAGCAACAAAGUGCCCUUAACCACUCCACAAGUUGACAUCUUUUCUGCUCUCACCUGACGUGAAUAAAAUGCUCCCUGCAGUUCCAGGCACAGCUACGCGGCUUUCCUGUUCCAAUUGUAAAAGAGUCUUUCGGGAGGGACAGACAGCUUUUCAGAGGAAAGGGUCCGCUGAGCUUUUCUGCUCUAUACUGUGCAUCGAUGGGUACCCUUCACCUGCCGUGUCCCCAGCUCCUCUCAAAAGGAUGUGCUUAAAUUGCUCAAGAGACAUUUUAAAUCUAAAGGAUAUGAAGAGUAUCCGGUUGGAGGACAGCAGUUGUAACAAAAUCUUUUGUAGCCAAUCUUGUCUUACAUCAUAUGAAGAAAAAAGAAAGCCAUGUGUUACUGUAUAUACUGAUAGCUCUUUGCCUAAGUGCAGCAUGUGUCAGAAGACAUCUACUAAACCACCCAGAAUACUUAGAUCUUUUCCUUGCAAAUCACUGAAACUGUCAGAUGAAAUGAUUGUGAUUACUAAUGACUUGGGGAACAUAGAGGUUUUCUGCUCUGUUUGUUUUUCUUCAUACAACAGUGCUGUGAUGGAAUCUUCUUCAGUUAAUGUAUCCAUGAUGCACAGUGCCUCAAAAGAGAAUCUCUGUCCAAAGAAAUAUCCAGUUAUAAGCAAUAUAAUGUCAUUGGUAAACAGUGGUGGUGACCUGGUCAUGAGCACUGAUCUACAAGGUGCACUUUCUUCUGUACCUACAAAUGUCAUUGUGAACAACUCAGCCAGUGAGUCCAGCAGUGGUGUUGGUAAUACGGACCAGCCAGGCCUCCUCCCACCUUGCUCAGAGCUCUGUGAGGACACAGCUGCUCCCAGUGAGGAAGUACAGAACAACAGUGAGACAAACCAGGAUCCUAGACACAGCAUGAAAUCCAUGAAAGAAAAUGAUAGACCAUAUAUCUCAAAGUCUACAUCCACAGAACAAAAAAUUAAAAAAGAGUGGCGGCCUACUGAAGAGUCUUGGAGCCCAGGUCUCCAGCAUCUGCAUCCCAGCACUGUGAACGAUGUCGCUUUCUGCUAUUCUUGCUACUUGUUCUUCCAGAAAAAAUUUAGCUGUCGGAGAGAAGCAUUUGCAACCCAAGGAACUGCUGACUGGGAGAAAAUGCUGGAAAAUUUCAGAAAGCAUGAAGAAAGUGACGUGCACUUAAAGUCACUGCAAUUUUGGAGGCAUUACCAGUUUCUUGAUGCUGUUCCACAUGACAGUUCAUCUGUUUACUCAAAACAGAUUGAAGGAAAUAAAAAGUACCUAAAGCUCAUCAUUGAGAACAUUUUAUUUCUUGGAAAACAAUGCUUGCUCUUAAAAGAAAAUGACCAGUCUAUUUCAUCCAUUAAUAAAGGCAAUUUUUUGGAAUUACUAGAAAUUAGAGCAAGAGAUAAAGGAGAAGUGUUUCGGCUUAUGAGUUCACACAUUGACUUCUAUAGUAGUACACAUGUUCAGGAGGAGAUUAUCGAAAUGAUAAAGGGUGAAAUGUUGCAAGACAUCGUGAGUGAGAUCAACGCCUCCUCAGCCUUUUCAAUAAUCUGUGAGGAGAUAGCUGGUAGUGCUGCUGAGAGACAGCUUUCAGUGUGUGUGAGGUACCCACAAAAAACACCAAGUGCUGUCUUUGUUAAAGAAAGGUUCCUGGGGUUUGUUACUGCCGAGGAGGUGACUGGGGUCCACGUACACAGGCGUAUCAAAGCUUACCUGCAGCAGGUUGGAGUUGAUUUUAAUAAAAUAUGUGGCCAAGCCUAUGAUAGUGCCACAAAUUUUAGGGUAAAAUUGAAUGAAGUUGUAACAGAAUUCAAGAAGGAAGAGCCAAGAGUUCUAUAUGUGCACUGUCAUGCACAUUUUUUUGAGUUAGCGGUGAUUAGCUUUUGUAAGGGGGUGAAGGAGCUCCGCAGUGCACUAAACACUCUCAGCUCUUUGUUCAACACUGUCCGUAUGUCUGGAGAAAUGCUGGCGAGUUUGCAAACCAUGUGUAAGCUAAAUCUGAAUAAAACUUGUAAGAAACACAAGUCACAGUCGUGUUGGCCAGCCCAUGACCAUUUGUUACUGGCUGUGACGGAUUGCCUUCCAGAGAUCAUUGAAAUGCUGGAGUCUGUGUCGCGCCGUUCCUCAGGCACAGCUGUGGCUGCUGAACUGGAUGAUUUGUUGGUAAUGGUUACCAAGUUUGAGUUUAUAUUUUGUUUGAAAUUUCUUUAUAGAGUACUCAGUAUCACAGGGAUUCUUUCUAGAGAGUUUCAAAGUGAAACUGUCGACAUCUUUUCUUUGUUUUCAAAAAUAGAAGCAAUUUUGGAAUGUUUAUCUUCUGAAAGGAAUGACAUAUAUUUUAAAACUAUCUGGGAUGGAGCAGAGGAAAUAUGUAAAAAGAUAACCAGCAAGGGUUUUGAUGUUGAGAAACCCUCUUUUCAAAAAAGAAAAAUUCAAAGAACAGUAGAUCCUGGCAACUCAGAACAUAUGUUUUUUCCUACUUCAGCAGAUGAACAAUAUAAAAUUAAUAUUUAUUACCUAGGUCUGGAUACUGUAUUAAAAAAUUUAAAGUUGUAUUUUUCAGAGUUUGACUAUUGCAAAAUGAAACAAAUUUCAGAGCUGUUACUUAAGUGGAAUGAACCACUAAAUGAAGCGACAGCCAAGCACAUCCAGGAGUUCUACAAGCUUGAUGCGGACAUCACGCCUGAGCUCAGGUUUUACCGGCAGUAUGCAAGCCUCAACUUCGUCACAGAGAGUGGUUCCGUCAGCUUCAGUGACCUGGGCUGUUUGUUUAUUCAGCACGGUCUCCACAAUAGUAUUCCUUGUAUCACGAAACUGCUGCAUAUUGCUUUAUCUUGGCCAAUUACUUCAGCAAAUAAUGAGAAGUCAUUUUCCACGCUGCCUCAUCUUAAAACAUACUUACUUCGUACCAUGGGACAAGAGAAACUUAGUAGCCUGGCUCUGAUAGCUGUUGAGCAGGAUCUGGUAAAUAAAUUGAUGGAACCUGAAAGACUGGGGGGAAUUGUUGAAAAGUUCAUUAGUCAAAUGAAAGAUACAUAAGACAAACUUGAAACUUUGAGAUUAAUUAAAAGAAUUCUGUGGUUUUUCUUAGAAUCCUAAUGAAGUUUUGUUGGAGGUUCUUUGAGAUGGAUAUAGAUCUUACUGUAUCUGUAGAUAGCUUACUGUAGCCUAGGCUAGCCUUGGCUUUGUAAGCUCUUGUGACUGACAGACCCUCUUACCUAAUUUUUCUCUUUUAAAGUAUUCCAGUUGACAGAUUGUAUGUUAGGCACAUCUACAUUUAACACAUUUACUGAGCAACUACUACAUACCAGACAGUAUGAUAAGGGUUGGAGAUAAAGAAGAGAAUUAGGAGUCUAGAGUCCUAUUGAACAUAAUUUCCUAAUAUAGAAAUCUAGUAAGAAGCCAAGCAUGGCAGCACACUCCCAGAAUCCCACCAAACUAUUUCCCCCAGGACUGUGACUUGGUGGUAACAUACCUAACUUCCCUAGAAUGCAUAAGGCACAGUGCCAAGGAAGUCCUGUAAUACCAUCAUAACUGCUAGUGACUGUGUGCAUUGUUAAAUAAAAUUUUAACUAAAAACCAUUGCUGGGAAGAGAAUAAUUCUACAGAAGCAAAAAAUUAGAGACCUAACUAGACUAAGACCUGAUACCAGCAGAGAGACUCAGGGUGGCUGUGAGUUCAGGGUUUGAAAUACAGAGUGGGUGGACCAGGCAGUGGUCUUCCCUCAAUAACUGCAUCAGCUCAUUCUAAGAGGGAAGUAGGGAAUUUAACAAAGCCAAAUUGAGCUUUGGGUCUCAGCUACCUGCCUCAUUUAAAGAGUAAAGGCAAGAAGUUUAAACAGGUGGCUCUGACCAUUGAGGAGCAAGGAACUCAUUCCAGAUUCCCAGCCCCCAACUUAAGAGUUAGGCUGGGCAGAGCGUCAACUGAAUUCUGGACCCCCAGUCCUCUCUUACUCAUACUGUCUUUAUUCUCCAGAAAAGCCAAAGCAGAGGGAGUCCAGCUCCCAUGCCUUUAUAGAAGGGACCUGGCGGGGCUAGAGAGAUGGCUCAGUAGUUAAGAGCACUGACUGCUCUUCCAGAAGUCCUGAGUUCAGAUCACCACCCUACCACAUGGUGACUCACAACUCAUUCGUAAUGAGAUCUGACGCCCUCUUCUGGAGUGUCUAAAACUCACAUAUAAUAAACAUUUAAGCCGGGCGGUGGUGGCGCACGCCUGUAAUCCCAGCCUCGAGGUCAACCUGGU
Molecule: messenger RNA, 4832 nt
Organism: Apodemus sylvaticus (European woodmouse)
Lineage: Eukaryota; Metazoa; Chordata; Mammalia; Rodentia; Muridae
Gene: Zmym1
Product: zinc finger MYM-type containing 1
Exons: 9
Coding region: 654-3629 (991 amino acids)
Molecular function (GO): zinc ion binding; protein dimerization activity
Source: RefSeq, a predicted model, not a curated record